GGACCAAAAUGGCCCAAUCGCGGAAGUGGGUAGCUGGUGAAACGUCACCGUCCUUGACUGUAGUUUAGACUACCAGAAAAGUAACAUAAAUAGAAGCAGUUGAUUAUUAGAGCAUGUUAAAGAACUCCUUCUAACUUUGUUGACUACAUAUUUAAAGUAUGUUUAAAAACUGGGGCACGUGGCUUGGUAUAGAAAACGAAAAUGGACAAGUUAAACAAGAAGGCGAGGCUGUUGUCGAUGCUGAAGACAAGAAUCAGGAAAUAAACAAACUGACAGCUGGAGCUGAAACUGAGCAAACCGGUGCUGUUGAGAUAGAUGCUCAAUCCACCCAACUUCUCCAAAAAGCCAAGGGCUUCAGUGGUUAUAUUUAUGAUUUUGCCAGUAAUGCUUCAAAGAAAUUGUCCGAGUCUGUCGUUGAAAAAGCACAAACAUUUAAAAAAAGUGUGGAGGAGGGGAAAAUUAAUGGUUUUAUUGAUAAGACCAUUUUGGGUGAUUUCCAGAAAGAACAAGAAAAGUUUGUUCAGGAGAAAAAAGCAAAAAAGUCUAGUGCUGCUGUACCACCAUGGGUUGGUUAUUUUGAAGAGGACACCAUACAGCAACAGAUUUUAGCUCUCUCGGCUGACAAAAGAAAUUUUUUGCGAGAUCCUCCAUCAGGGGUGCAGUUUCACUUUGACUUUGAGCAGAUGUAUCCAGUUGCCAUGGUGAUGCUGGAGGAAGAUGAGCUCCUCAGGAAGAUGCGUUUCCAUCUGGUCCCCAAACAGGUGAAAGAGGAAGUCUUCUGGAAGAAUUACUUCUACCGUGUGUCCUUGAUAAAAAAGUCGGCUCAGCUCACAGCUCUAGCAGCACAACAGGCUCUUGAGAGGAGAGAUGUCUACAAAGCUGGUUGCAGUCCUGAAGAUCCUCAUCAGAAAGAUGUAGUUAAACAGAAAACUCCCUCUGCCAUCAACAGCUCCAAAACAAAGUCAAGGGAGGGUGAUGGUGAAAUCUCCACAAGCCCGCCUGUUUCUGAAUUUGUGAGCGAUGCUUUUGACUCAUGCAAGAUUAAUGAGGAGGACCUUUGCAAAGAAAUGGAACAGCUGGUUCUGAACAAGAAGGAACAUCCAAAGACACUACAUGAGGAGACUGUGGACUGGGAGAGAGAGUUACAGAAGGAACUUCAGGAGUAUGACGUGUUGGUUGAUAACGAGCACUAUGAUGACAGCUGGGACAGAGAGAUUGAAGAGAUGUUAAAGGAGGACAGUUAGAAUAAUUAAACAACCUACCCCAGCCUUAACUGUUUGAAGGACAUGUUCAGUGGUCAGAAACAGCACCUGGCUACGUAGGAGAUUACAUCAUUAUAGUAUUGGUCUUGUAAGAACUCUCCAGAUGGAAAAUUACCUCUGAAUAUCCUUAACAUUUCAGUAUGCUAUUUCUGUGACCUGAGUUUUUGUAGGUAAAUAUUUUGUAUUGUCUCUGGUACUGAAAAGAAGAGGCAGUCCUGCAUCUAAAAAAAUGAAUAAAAUAGCAACACCAGUGAGUAUAUUGAGUUGAGCAAGGGUGCAUUUUAUAGCUUAAGAAUUUAACUAUUAAUUUGUAAGAGGAAAAAUAUGCUGUAAUCGGAUACAAUAGUCUAAAGUCAAAGGUUCAGUAUGAGGUAUAAGCUUUACAGACCUGUUUUGUUGUGCACCUUACUGGUGCCAGUUGUCUGCUGCAGAUGAACCAAAUGAAAUGAUAUUUUCAUUCCAUUUUGGAUCAUUUAAAUGUGAGCCACAUGAACAAGUGUGGUAUAUUUGGGAACUAAGUUCAUCCUGUGACUGAGUGAACGCCUGUGUGUUUGUAAUGCCUGUUUGUUUAAAAAAUAUCCACUUGUGCUACAUUAUAAAGGUGUUGCUUUAUUGU
Messenger RNA from Monopterus albus (swamp eel), 1878 nucleotides. RefSeq names its product synapse-associated protein 1. Gene Ontology annotation, cellular component: nucleus; Golgi apparatus; synapse. The record is from RefSeq and is a predicted model, not a curated record. NCBI's taxonomy places the organism in Eukaryota, Metazoa, Chordata, Actinopteri, Synbranchiformes, Synbranchidae. Gene Ontology annotation, biological process: TORC2 signaling; regulation of short-term neuronal synaptic plasticity. The transcript has 9 exons. Bases 159 to 1244 code for a protein of 361 amino acids.